This is a messenger RNA of Drechmeria coniospora, 1155 nucleotides long. RefSeq names its product sorbitol dehydrogenase. The coding region runs from base 1 to 1155 and encodes 384 amino acids. The record is from RefSeq and is a predicted model, not a curated record. Gene Ontology annotation, biological process: D-sorbitol catabolic process. Gene Ontology annotation, molecular function: L-iditol 2-dehydrogenase (NAD+) activity; zinc ion binding. The transcript is spliced from 3 exons. NCBI's taxonomy places the organism in Eukaryota, Fungi, Ascomycota, Sordariomycetes, Hypocreales, Ophiocordycipitaceae.
AUGUCCGUCAACACAUCCGCCACGGCAUCCGUCGUCAAAGCCUCGGUCCUUCACGGCGCCCUUGACCUCCGCAUCGAGGACCGCGAGCUGGCCCCUCCCGCCUCCAGCGAGGUCCAGGUGGCGGUCCAGUCCACGGGCAUCUGCGGCUCCGACCUCCAUUACUACGCCGAAUUCCGCAACGGCGACAUCCAAGUACGCGAGCCGCUGACCCUCGGCCACGAGUCCAGCGGCACCGUCGUCGCCAUCGGCAGGGCCGUCACCGGUCUCGGGCCCGGCGACCGCGUCGCCCUCGAGGUCGGCUUGCCCUGCGAGGCCUGCCAGUACUGCUACAGGGGCCAGUACAACAUCUGUCACGGCAUGCGCUUCCGCGGCUCGGCCAAGGUCUUUCCUCACACCCAGGGCACCCUUCAGAAAAGGAUCAACCAUCCGGCUCGCUGGUGCCACAAGCUUCCGCCCAACCUCAGCCUUGACCAUGGCGCCCUCGUGGAACCCCUCUCCGUCGCCAUGCACGCCUUCAGCCGCUCCGCCUUGCUCCCCGGCGCGAACGUGCUCGUCUUCGGCGCCGGGACCAUCGGUCUCCUCGCCGGCGCCGUGAGCAAGGUCUACAAUUCGGUCGCCGUCGUCAUCGCCGACGUCCGAAAGGACCGUGUCGACUUUGCCGUCGCCAACGGGUACGCCGACGCCGGCUUCGUCGUCCCGGCGGCGAACCCGCAGACGACCGAGGACAAGCUCGCCUUUGCCAAGGACGUGGCCGAGAAGAUCAAGGCUCUCACGGUGUCCGGAAAGUCGCUCGGCGGGAUUUGUGCCGUGUACGAGUGUACCGGCGUCGAGAUGUGCCUCCAGAGCGCCAUAUACGCCGUCUGCCCAGGCUCCAAGAUCAUGAUGAUCGGCAUGGGCACCCCCGUCCUCUCCGUCCACCUGGCCGCCGCUCUCCAGCGCGAAGUCGACCUCAUCGGCGUCUUCCGCUACGCGAACACGUACAAAGCAGCCAUCAACAUGCUCGCCGACAAGCCCGACCGGUUGCCAGAAUUAUCCAAGCUUGUCACCCAUCGCUUCAAGGGCAUGGACCGCAUCGCCGAUGCUUUCGCCAUGGCUGCGAGAAAAACAGACGACGACGGAAACCUCGUGCUCAAGGUCAUUAUAGACAUGCAGUAG